GGUGUUGCCACGAAAACUGAACCACAGUGAAAGAAGAGGCCGGAGGAAGGGUAUCCGGCACGCUCUGGUCUCCGGCAGCUCGGUGCUCGCAGGUGUUUCUGAAGCUUGUCAGUGUGAAAUUCCUGCCAUUGUUUGAGGAAUGCACAAAGGGCAUUUCCACUUUCCGCCGUCAUGUUCCGGGCUGCAUACCUCUGUAAUAGGCUGUGAAUGGUGACGGCAGUCAGCUGCCGCACUUGGUUUGUUCGUUCAUACUUCCAGCGUUUUCGUAGAUUUUUCUGCGCUCCCGUGACAAGUUUUUGUUUGUUUGUUUGUUUUCCAGUCGCGAUCAUGCUGAACUGUGGAGCGUUCAGGAAUAUAACCCUCGGACUGUGCUCGAUCGGGAUGGCAGAGGGGUUAUUCAGGGAUUACUCCCCGGAUCUAACAGAGCUGGAAAAUAAGAUCGGGAUGAAGACACCGGAAAGUCUUCUGACCUGGAUGAGAGAUGCUCCAAAUUGUGAAGGUGGCCGGAGGUCUGAAGUGAGCGGCAGGGAAAACCACAGCGCUGAUUUCCCCGAGGCUUUAUCUGACAAAAUUAACAACUUAAAAAAAGAGCUGAGAUGGCUCCGUUCUGCCGAUGUAAGGAUCCUACGGCAACUGGUGGCUUUGAACGAAGGGAUCGAGACCAUGCGCUGGCUACUGGAGGAUAGGGGCCCUUUAACCAGUCGUGGCAGCAGUUUAACAGGAAGCCUGAGCAGCCUGGAGAAUGGGCCUUUGAUGUCUCCCUGCAGAGAAAACCCAGACUACCCUGAGGAACUGACUGAAAUAAUGGGUGAGAAUUCAGAGAAUUCAAACCCUAAAAGCUAUGCUGACAUUCUCAGUUCAGACUCUAGUGAAGGAACAUCUCAGAGUCCUUCCGGCUCCGAAUUUUUGAUCAAUCAUUCUGCUCCUGGAAGUUUUGGUCAGACAUCAUUUAGUCCAGCCAGUGGAUUGAAUGAUGAACAACCACAGGACGUUUUUCUAACGUAUUUAGCGGCAAAAGUAAAAAAUCGUGGCGACACAAUCAGAAGAGUUUUGCUUAGAUCUUUCAAACCAAGAAAAAGCUUGGACGUGGAGACUUUUGACCCCACUCCACUUCCACGAGAGACACAGACAUUACACCAACCUCAGGAGAGUUUCACAGCAUCUCACACCAAUAUUAUAGAAAAGGAAGACAGUGAAACCAGUGAGGAGGAAGUUUUUCUAGGCUAUGAUGCCCGGUGGUCCUGGGUGGAAUCAGAAGAUGAUGUGACAUAUGUAUGACGACCUCUGAACACAACUUUGAUUUAUGAUCUUUGCUUUAAAGCUUUUCAACUAGUGAUCUGAGACGUAAAGGCACUUUGGCACAUUUUUUAGAAUAAGAUUAAAGCCACUGACUAAUGUGAAGUUUCUCUGUGUGUCACUAUAUACUCUGUGUGUUUGACUUGAUAUUUUUAAAUCAUUUGUUAUAAAUAUUAAAUAAUUAGAAAUGAAUGAUGUGAUGAAGGUUUCAAACACCUGAAUGAGAUCUGAGCAUCAGAUUUUGUGUCUUUGUUGUGUAACCAUCGGGUCUUAUGUUUUGUAUUUGUUUAAGUAACUUUGCUUAGCAGUUUUCUUAUCUUGAAUUUUAUGGACACUGUGCUUUCUUUCCUAAAUCUCUUGAAGAUAGGGGAAAAAUAGCAGAAGGUGAUUUUUUUUUUUUUCAAUUUAGAGUAAGGCUUUUUGUAUUUAUGAGCCUAAUAUAUCUUUUUUAUAUAUAAUU
Molecule: messenger RNA, 1756 nt
Organism: Maylandia zebra (zebra mbuna)
Lineage: Eukaryota; Metazoa; Chordata; Actinopteri; Cichliformes; Cichlidae
Source: RefSeq, a predicted model, not a curated record